GCGGCCACCCUGGCCAUGGAGGACCGCAACGCACACUCAGCAGCCAGCAUCCUGGCCUCCGUGAAGGAGCAGGAGGCGCGCUUCGAGAGGCUGACGCGGGCGCUGGAGCAGGAGCGGCGCCAUGUUGCACUACAGCUGGAGCGCGCCCAGCAGCCCAGCAUGAACAGCGGUGGCACAGGCUGUGGGCAGCCCUUGCCAAUGGCCUGGCAGCAACUGGUCCUGCAGGAGCAGAGCCCAGGCAGCCAGGCCUCGCUGGCCACAAUGCCGGAGGCGCCCGAGGUGCUGGAGGAGACGGUGACGGUGGAGGAAGACCCUGGCACACCCACCUCCCAUGUGUCCAUUGUCACAUCUGAAGAUGGCACGACCCGGCGCACAGAAACCAAGGUCACUAAAACGGUCAAGACAGUGACCACACGGACAGUGCGCCAGGUGCCUGUGGGCCUGGAUGGCCUCCCACUGCUGGAUGGGGGUCCCCCGCUGGGCCCCUUCGCUGAUGGCCCCCUGGACCAGCACUUCUUGCUGCGUGGCAGCGGCCCCGCGGCCACGCUCUCCCGUGCCUACCUGGGUGGGGGGGGUGGCUUUCCUGACGGCCCUGAGCCACGUGACGGGCCCAGCUACGGCAGCUUGUCCCGUGGGCUGGGCGUGCGGCCCCCCCGCGGUGGUCCCCUUGGUCCAGGCCCCUGCGAUGGCUGUUUUACGCUGCCAGGCCGCCGUGAGGCUUUCCCAGCAGGCCCUGAGCCUGUGCUGCCAGGCGGCCGCUCCCUGCCCGAGCGCUUCCAGGCAGAGCCGUAUGGUUUAGAGGAUGACACGCGCAGCCUGGCCGCGGACGACGAGGGUGGCCCUGAGCUGGAGCCCGAGUACGGCACAGCCACGCGGCGGAGGCCUGACUGCGGCAGGGGCCCUCGCACGAGGCCCUACGAGGACGUAGUGGAAGAUGCCAGCGAGCUGCUGGAUGAGCGGCCUCCGUUCCCGACAGUGACGGCGCCCCUGGCGCAGCCUGAACGAGGCAGCCUGGGCAGCCUGGACCGGGUGGUGCGGCGGUCACCCUCAGUCGACAGUGCCCGCAAGGAGCCGCGCUGGCGGGACCCCGAGCUGCCUGAGGUGCUGGCCAUGCUGCGGCACCCGGUGGACCCUGUGAAGGCAAACGCGGCCGCCUACCUGCAGCACCUGUGCUUUGAGAAUGAGGGUGUUAAGCGUCGCGUGCGGCAGCUGCGGGGGCUGCCGCUGCUUGUGGCGCUGUUGGACCACCCACGGGCAGAGGUUCGGCGCCGGGCCUGUGGGGCACUGCGCAACCUGUCCUAUGGCCGGGACACAGACAACAAGGCCGCUAUCCGGGACUGUGGUGGCGUGCCUGCCCUGGUGCGCCUGCUGCGGGCCGCCCGGGACAACGAGGUUCGUGAGCUGGUCACAGGCACGCUCUGGAACCUGUCGUCCUACGAGCCCCUGAAAAUGGUCAUCAUCGACCAUGGCCUGCAGACGUUGACUCACGAGGUCAUUGUGCCUCACUCAGGCUGGGAGCAGGAGCCCAAUGAGGACUCAAAGCCACGGGAUGCUGAGUGGACCACUGUCUUCAAGAACACAUCAGGCUGCUUGAGGAAUGUGAGCUCGGAUGGCGCGGAGGCCCGGCGGCGCCUCCGCGAGUGUGAAGGGUUAGUGGAUGCACUCCUGCACGCACUGCAGUCAGCUGUGAGCAGGAAGGACACGGACAAUAAGUCAGUGGAGAACUGUGUGUGCAUCGUGCGGAACCUGUCCUAUCAUGUGCACAAAGAGGUACCUGGCGCCGAAAGGUACCAGGAGUCUGAGCCCGGGCCCCCGGGCGGUGCUACGAGCUCCCAGCGCAGGAGGCGGGAUGAUGCAGGCUGCUUCGGAGGCAAGAAGGCCAAAGAGGAGUGGUUCCAUCAAGGGAAAAAGGACAGUGAGAUGGACCGGAACUUUGACACGCUGGAUCUGCCCAAGCGAACCGAGGCUGCCAAAGGCUUUGAGCUGCUGUACCAGCCCGAGGUGGUACGACUCUACCUCUCUCUCCUCACGGAGAGCCGGAACUUCAAUACUUUGGAGGCUGCCGCAGGCGCCUUGCAGAACCUCAGCGCUGGCAACUGGACGUGGGCCACGUACAUCCGCGCCACUGUGCGCAAGGAGCGCGGGUUGCCCGUGCUGGUGGAGCUGCUGCAGUCGGAAACCGACAAGGUGGUGCGCGCCGUCGCCAUUGCCCUACGCAAUCUCUCGUUGGACCGGCGCAACAAGGACCUCAUCGGGAGCUACGCCAUGGCGGAGCUGGUGCGGAAUGUGCGCAAUGCGCAGGCGCCGGCACGACUUGGGGCACAUCUGGAGGAGGACACGGUGGUGGCUGUGCUCAACACCAUCCAUGAGAUCGUGUCCGACAGCCCGGACAACGCGCGCUCGCUGCUGCAGGCCCGCGGCGUGCCUGCGCUGGUGGCACUCGGGGCAGCCAGCCAGUCGGCGCGGGAGGCGAAGGCGGCCUCGCACGUGCUGCAGACGGUGUGGAGCUACAAGGAACUGCGAGGUGCUCUGCAGAAGGAGGGCUGGACCAAGGCCCGCUUCCAGUCAGCUGCUGCCGCUGCCAAAGGACCCAAAGGAACACCAAGUCCAGGGGGUUUUGACGAUAGCACGCUGCCGCUGGUGGAGAAGAGUGUGGAUGGGGAGAAGCCAGGGAGCCGGGAUGUGAUCCCCAUGGAUGCGUUGGGUCCAGAUGGGUACUCCACCAUCGACCGGCCAGGCCGAAGGUCCCGGGGCAGUGAACCUUCAGGAGAGGUCUUCCAGAAGGAGCCCUUGAAACCCGACCCUGGCAGGAAUGCCCCUCCUCCUGGUCCCAGCAGGGCCACGGUCAGGCUGGUGGAUGCCGUGGGGGACGCUAAGCCUCAGCCCGUUGACUCCUGGGUCUAG
Orycteropus afer afer is the source of this 2904-nucleotide messenger RNA. It is a transcript of the gene ARVCF, whose product is annotated as ARVCF delta catenin family member. Gene Ontology annotation, cellular component: plasma membrane; adherens junction; cytoplasm. Gene Ontology annotation, molecular function: cadherin binding. Lineage: Eukaryota; Metazoa; Chordata; Mammalia; Tubulidentata; Orycteropodidae. The record is from RefSeq and is a predicted model, not a curated record. Gene Ontology annotation, biological process: cell-cell junction assembly; cell-cell adhesion.